Pseudogymnoascus destructans is the source of this 10147-nucleotide messenger RNA. RefSeq lists its product as uncharacterized. The transcript is spliced from 3 exons. Bases 387 to 9272 code for a protein of 2961 amino acids. The record is from RefSeq and is a predicted model, not a curated record. Lineage: Eukaryota; Fungi; Ascomycota; Leotiomycetes; Thelebolales; Thelebolaceae.
AUUCUAUACAAUCUACAAUUUAUAUUCCCCCAUAUUCCUCCAUAUUCCUCCAUAUUCAUCAUCUUUAUUCCUACCUCAUCAUCUCUUCUCAAAUCUCCACAUUUACCAUCCCCACUAUCCACCAACCACCCUCCCCCAACCCCCCAACUGACCCUCAUUAGCCUACUAACUGCUGUACCCUGGAAAUACCUGGACUAGUUUUCAGCCCGUAUCGCGUUCCUUCGAACCUGACCUUAUUGCGUGGCCUUCGAUCACCAUUUCUCAUCAAAAAACACCUCGUUGGGAUUGUCAACUUUCGCUCUUUCGUCCUCGUGAAUCGCAUACAUGACGGAACUGGCACUCUGAGGGCCGUAACAGUUUACACUGGCCGCAAGGCAGACACAGUUAUGUCGAAGCCAUACCCUGAUACUUUUGACUCGCCGUUAGCUUCUCGCGCGGCUGCAGCUCCGGCUCCCGUCUCGUACCAGGCGAACGUCAACAGGCAGAAGACGAAGAAGUGGGUGGACGCGAAGCCCGGUAAUUAUGGUGGAGACGACUGGGGCGACGACUACGAUGACGGCUACAACGACGCUCCCCCUCCUCCUCCGGUGCCCAAAGUAACGGGUUUACGGCAGCCGGUACAGGGUGUGCGGCACGACGUCGGCAUUAAGAAGACAUAUGGCGACCUCCCGCAUCUGCCAAAGGACGCGCAAGACAGGAGCUCCACAAACCCUCCCUUGCUUCGCCAGAGCUCCUUCUCAAGGGAUGACGAGCGCCGAGCAUUCUCGAGCGGACCGUCGCAACAGGACGCUCUGCCGAGCAAUCUAGCGACCGCUGCUGCUGCGACUCCCAGUCCUCCAUUGCGCCUCGCCAGUCAGCGCAAGCAACUCCCACCUCCAGGCACCGAGAGUUCAGCAAGGUCAUCAUAUUCCGAGUCGAGCCGCUCGUCUGCUCAUACUGCAUCGGACGCGCGAUCCGCGUCUGGCGAUGCGCAUAACAAUUAUCCCGCACACGACGUUACCUCGCCCUUGAGGUCCGCCGCGUUAUCCCCUCAGGCGAGAGCUGCGUCACAUUUGAGUCGGUCAGACUCACCACCUGUGAAUGUAGCCUCUCCACCCGCUCAAUUCUCUCCACGAAACACCACUUUAAACCAAACGAUUGUGCCGGAUUCCUCCGCAAAUUCUGCAGCUCCGGCUCCAGCUUCUGCUACCUCGGUUGCGAAGGCUCUACCUUUCAUCCGACCUGCGGACAUCUACAAACGCCUUGAGGAGGAGCGACAAAGAAAGGCUUCCGGUGAUUCUAGUAUGGACUCAGCAGCGGCUACAAUCCCUGAUACACAGUCUUCACCAGCGUUGCCGUCCCACGCUACUGCACCCGUCGUUGCUGCGCCGGUGGUUGCUACGCCUGUGGCUCUAGCACCCGCUGAACCUGCCAAUUAUAACAGGGGCGGAUACGAUACAUAUGAAGAAGAAGUACCUGAUUACGGAAGGCAAGCCGAAACAUACCAAGCGGAUACAUAUCAAGAAGAAGUACCUGACUAUGGGCGAAGGCAGGCGCCAAUGCUUGAGUCUGUGCAAGAAAGGAGAAGCGAAUAUGGGUUCGACGAUAUGGCUGCAAAGUCACCGGAGGCCGCUCAGAAGCUUCAGCAAGUGGUGCAGAAGCAAGAGGCCCCGGUUCAGCAAUUUCUGCCACAAGUCCAGGAGCAUGUCCAACAGGCCCAGCCUGAAGCUGCAUCUGACGCGGAUGCAAACCGACGCUAUUCUAUUAGCCCGAAGUUACCAGACUUACACAGGAUGUCUGGUUUUGGCUUUGAUAUGUGGUCCCAGUCAGCGCCUGACGGAAAUGUUGCAAACUCUCCUGUUGCCGAGCGACAGAUGCCAAAAGCAGCGGAACAAACUCUACAAAGGCAAGAAUCGCAAGGAUUCACGUCAGUUGUACACCAGGCGUUCGAUAGGACUGAUUCGAUACCCGAAACUCCAACUUCGCAGGGCACAAGCAACGUUCGACGCACUGAUAGCGACAGCACUGGCACUGCCGGUAUUAGCCCCAUAAUGAGCCGAGUGUCCAGCGGCGCAAACCCAGACUCUCGCGGCCGAACGCAGGAGCCGAAAGACAACUUGACUCCGGCAAUUGCCGGGGAGAAGGAACCGGAUUCUCGGAGAGCUUCCGCCAUUGUGGCAGAGGAGCCUAACCAGACGCCGUUCCACAUGGGCCACCGUCGGGACCUGAGCGCACCGAGCAAUGGCAACAGUCCUGCUAGAUCACCGCACUUGGAAACUGCCACCUUGGCUCCUCAGUCAGGGGAAGUGGCACAAGUGGCUGAGGUGACUCGUCAGAUACUUCCGACAGCCGGUGCUUGGGACUCGUACUCCAUAACCGCCGAGUCAGCUGCUGGUGAAGUUGCACAAAAGGAGGCUAUUGGCGAAGACCCAACUCCUGUCGAACCAUCACAGUCCCCCGAAGCGACUACAUCGCCGCAGCCUCUUGCGACCUUCAGUGCAGCACCAUCUCCACCGCUUAAAGAUGAUGUGACUCUGCCACCGCUUACAACUAGUAAGGCUGAGGAUCUAAAUGGUGCUGCUCCAAAGGAUGAUUCAGAGACUCAGAACCCUCUAAUGAAGCUUCCAACGCUGAGCCCAACAGACGACGAAACUGAUAGGCUACACAAGGAGAUCGUGAGGAGCUUGAGUCCGCGCGGUUCAACUUCUAUCGCAGCUCAAGACUGGGUUCCGCCACCAAACGCUGCAGCAAGGCAGUCGACUCUGGGUCUUCCAGCGCUGAGUGCGACUCGUGAAAGCAUGUACUUGCCGAGCGAGUAUGACAACUACUGGGCAGAGACAGAGGAAGAUACGCAGGUAGAGCCUCAGACCCAAGAGCAGACCGCGCCAGUUGCAGAUGCAGCGACUUCGACGGCUUCCACUGGGCUCCACAAAGUCGAAGAGUCUAAGGAUAUCCCCGCGAUUGCCCCAUUGAGCCCAAAAUGUGCGUCGAUGCUUCCUGCUGAGCCAAUCCAGCCUACUCUGGAGCGUAAAUUCUCCUGGGAGGCGCUGCCAGAGCAAGUGACAACCGCGGCUGAUGAUAGCCAGUCACCGCCUGCGAUUGUGUCUCCUCAGCCAAUCGUUGCCGAAAGAGAGCUCGAGCAGGGUUCGGUCCCGGGGGCUACUAUAGCUCGUUCGGAUUCUGCGUCUCCGGCGCCGUUGUCUCUUCGUAGUCCUCAUGCGUCUGCUGCUCAGCCAGAGGACCACAAGGGUAGUGUCGGUUCGGAAGGAAUCGUUACCGAAGCUGUCGCGGCUACUGCAGUUGUUGCACCUGCUGUUAGUACCAUUCGACCUGUGUCUGCUGAUUCAGAGGAUCCUGGUUCUUCUUCCCAGGCGGCACCUCCGUAUAGCAAGGCUAUGUCUACAGAGGGAACCGACACCGUGUCUCCCAUGUCUGCCAAGGUUGACCCUGUGCGAUCUCAGUCGCAGCAGAUCAACUCAAUGCUAGACAUCGGCGCGCCUCAAACAUCUCCAUCUCCGCAUGAUGGACCGCCACAGUCGUUCCAACAGAACGAUGUACCUCGUCCCCAAACCCCCGUGGACCCCACAAUGCCUAAGCCAUUCAAGGAGAUCAUGUCUCUGUCCAGCCCACAGCAGCGCAUCAACGCAUACAACGAGAGCCGCCAACAGUUCGCAACCAUGGACUCAGGGCUAGCAAACUGGAUGCACGCCACCACCGCCCAACCCCAUCUCCAAAACCCACUCGCCUCUCCUGGUGCCGGAGCAGGUGCCCAAUCCUCCCAACGUCCAAAGUCCGGUAACAUCCUCACGCCCAAACCGCAACCAUACUACCAACAAUACCUCAACGCCAGCACACCCACUGCAUCCCCUCCACCCCAAGCGCGCUACAGCGGCGGCACACCCACCACGGGCACGCAGGGCUUCGGGUCCACGAGCAGCAAGACGACACAGCAGGUGCAGGCGAAGUCGAAGGAGCUGCUCCAUACGGCGGGCAUCUUUGGGGGGAGGGCGAGCAAGGCGGGGAAGGGACUGCUGGCCAAGGGGAAGAGCAGGUUCAAGGGUUCGGGAGAUAAGGACGCCGCCAAGGCAAGCAGCCCCACCAUCGACACCAAACCCGGCAAAUCCUCCCGCCGCGCCUCAUGGGCCUUCUCCCUCUCCUCCAGCCCCUCCACCGCGCGCCCUGCAACCUUCAGCGGCACGGACCCAGCGCCAUUCGGACGCACCUCUGAAUCGAGUGGUUCCCAGACCGCUGCUGGUGCGGGACGGAGGAGGUCGACGAGUAGUGAGCAGGCGCCUACUAUGAAGGCGCAGGCUCAGAAGUUCCUCGAAGUCAACCCCCCCACCUCCUCAACGCUUCGAGACGCACGAUGGGGCUCCGAAACUGCGCUAUCUACCGACGACGGAAGCGCACGUAACCGCGAGGGAAGCGUCGCUGACCCCGCCGCUGGGGGAAAGGAUGACAUCGCACCCCCCGUCCCAAUCGGCAAGUACCAACCUAGCUGGGACCCUUAUAACGCAACCCCUAUUGUGGAGGAGGAGGGGUUUGGGUGGGAGAGUCCUGUGAAGGGAUCUGCGGUGCCUGUCCCGGCUAGGGGCUGGGGGGGGGUUGAUGAGACGCCGGAGACGCCGGUAGAGCGUGAGGUCCCUGGGGAAGGAGAGAUCCCUAGUGAGGGAGAGGGCUGGGUGAUGGUGGAGGAGAGUGUGAGGAGGAUUAUGGGGGUGGCGGCGAAUGGGGCGAGGCCGGUGCAUGAGAGGGGUGAUAGUGAGGUUUCGGCGUUGACUGUUGUGCCGGCUAAUGAGGGGCUGGUGCCGCUGGAGAGCUUGGACGAGCAGAGUGAGGUGCCUGUUGUUGAGCGUGAUGUUCAGCCUGAGCCAGUGGUUGAGCCUGUCGCCGAGCCUGUCGCCGAGCCUGUCGAUGAGCAAGUCAUAGAGUCAGUCGAAGAGCCAGCCGUCGAAGAGCAAGCCGUUGAAGAGCCAAUCGUUGAAGAGCCAGUCGUCGAAGAGCCAGUCGAAGAAGAAUUAGUCGUCGAGGAGCCAGUCGUCGAGGAGCCUGUCGAGGAGCCUACCCCCGAAGAAGCUCUCGUUGCGGAACCGAUCAUGGCAGAGCCUAUCAUUACGUCCGUGCUACCGGACAUCGCUACCAACGGCCACACACAGCCCGACUCCGAAGUCCGAGCUAUCAACAACCCCGAGGUCUCCCCAGAACAAACCUACCUAUCCCCCAUCGACAGUUCAAACACAGACAACAAGCGCCAAGCCGGCCUCUGGAGCCCCGGCGCAAUCGUCGAGACACCCACCUCCCUAACCCCCGAAACCCCAAGUGGCUUAACCCCUUCAGCCGGCCAACCCUCCUAUGCAGCAGCGUUCUCCGCUUUACCCCCAAUCCGCCGCUCUAGCACAUUUGGCAACAACUCCGUCACUCGCCUCGCCCAAACACUUAGCAACGAUGCGGUCGAGCAAGAUGAUGUACGUAGCUCCGGCGCCGUGUCCCCGGUCUCAAUCACAGAAGAGCCGCGGGAGAUGAUCCCCGAGCAUCCAGUCGAGGCAAUCAACACUGCGCCGCCCGCAGCGCCAACUACCCGCGAUAGGGGCCCAGAUGAGACAGUGCACAAGGAGACGCAGCGAUACUCGUUCCAAGAUGACUUUUACGAGCCUCAGCCUGAGAUUCUGAGCCGUCCUUCGACAAUGACCACCCCGCGUAACGGCGACGUGUUACACGUGGCCCCGACACCAUUACGCUCCGUCUCUCCAGGAUCAAGGCCGCUCGUGCCGCUGUUUAUUACGAAUCAGUUGCCGACGGAACCGCAGGUUCGGCCGGGGUUUGUGGGACAUAUGCUGGAGGCGCCGGGGGCGCAGCAGUUUCCUCCGGUGCAGCAGCAGAUGGAGCAGGAGGAGCUCUCUCCUGUGCAGCAGCAGCAACAGCAGCAGCAACAGCAGCAGUAUGUUCCGGUGCAACAGGGGCUGUAUCCUCCUGGUGCGCAAGGGCAGUUUUCGCCUGUGCAGCAGAGGCAGUUCUCACCGGUACCCCAGGGGCAGAUGGUGCCGGGACAGCAGGGACAGUAUCUUCCUAUGCACCAGGGACAGUAUCCCCCUAUGCAGCAGGGGCAGUAUCCUCCUGGGCAGCAAGGACAGUUUGCUCCAGCACCGCAAGGGCAACAUGGACAAUAUCCUCAGCAAGGACAGUAUCCUCACCCACAACAGGGGCAGAUGCAUCUAGGACAGCAAGGACAAUAUCCUCCUCAACAGGGUCAGUAUCCUCCGAUGCAGCAGGGCCAGUUUGCGCCUGGACAACAGGGGCACCCGCAAGGUCAUAUGCUUGUAGCGCCAAUAGGGAAAAUGCUUCCAGUGCAGCAGGGGCAGCUAUCUCAAAUGCCUCCUCAGAUGCUUUCUCAACAACAAGGAGCUCCUCGAUUGCCACUGGAACGGAUGCCUCCGAUGCAGCAAGGCCAGAUCCCUCAAGCGCCGCAGCAAGGACCAAGACAAUCCAUGCCACCAUCUGCACACCAGCGACGAUCAUCGUCAGAUGCUCAGCCUCGAAUGCGCCCAGCUUCAAACUCAAGCCAAGGAGUGCCAAUGAGCGCCGGCGGUUUCCUGCAGCAAUCUACCACGCCGCAAUUCCCGCCAGGCCAGCAACAGCGAACCUCCAUUGAAGCUAUGCGCAACCGUCUACCUUCUAUGAGUGGUGUGAGCCAGCCUCCUAAGAUUACGCCGCAAUACACUGAGAACCGUCAGUCGAUGUUACGCGGCAGCGCUGCUAAGAUACCUCCUUCGUCGUCAGAGAGAUACCCCGAGCUCUUCCAGCCACAGCAGGAUAAGGCUCUUCCGAACGACGCAGACCGCGAUGUUCCGCCAGAUUAUCCUUCUGUUGGGAGAGGACAGUUGCCAAGACAGCAGGUUACCGAAUACGAAAUUGCCGGUGUUGGUCCACCAAUGGAUGAUGCACGAAAUGGCUCGGUGAGGCAUUCACGAAAGCCCAGCAUCCUGAAAGAAAUCGGAGGUCGACUUUCGCGAGGCUCAAGCCUUGAGAGGAAUCUGCCGGCACUAGAAGACGAUGGUACUCGUGAGAUGAGGACUCAACUUGAUUCGAGAAGAGAUUCAGUGGCAAGCUCUGAUGAUAUGUCUCUUAAUGACCCAGAAAAACCACCUGAGAGGAGAAGAAGUCGCAUAAUCGCAGCACUGAGUCCAUCGACUAGAGGCCCAACACCAGAUAUUCCACCCCAGAGCCGCGAGAGCAUGGUUACUCAUCGACCCUCGCAAGCUACCUUGCUUGCCAACACCCCUGCUCCAGGUAGCCCAUUGCCGCCGCCUGAAAAGAGGAGGACCUUCUUUGGCAGGGGCGACACUGGAGGACUGGAGAAGAAAGAGGACAAGCAAAAGAUGUUCAGCGGGCAGUCUACGCAGGUGACCAUGGACUCAACACAGCCUGGUAAAGAGAAGAAGAACAGAUUCUUGGCGAUAAGUAGCAUGUUUACGGGUAAGAAGGGGGAUGCUGAUCGAGGCAGGGGUUCCUCGAGACAUGGAACUUAUGUCCCGAGCAUUUUGCCUGGGAUCAUGAUUUUGGUCAAGAAUGAGAAUGAAAGGCAGAUCCUGGAGCAACAGGGACUCGUGGAAAGGGCUCCUCCGCAAGUGCAGGAUCAGCCCCCUGGUGGCCCACAACCGCAGCCGCAGCAGCAUGUCCUGGUUAACCCAGCGGCUCUCCAGCGCAUCAAUACAGGUGAGGCGCAAGGCCAGAAUGUACAGGGUCAUCCGGUGCAGCAGCAAAUGACCCCCGUUGCACAGCAGCCACCACCACAGCAUCAGCAGUUUCAAACAAUUGCCCCAUUGCGCAUCCGACAAGACUCUAACCUUACUAUUGGGACCAUUGGAGAGCCGCUAGAGAAGCAACACACGCAGCCAACUGGCACGCCGCAGCAACAGAUGGUUCCGCCCGUUGUAGCACAUGGCCAAGCUCGUGGGACCCCACCGCAAGUGAACCCCAACGCGCAACAACCGCCGCAAGGACAUAACAAACCCAUGCCUCCUCCAUCGUUCGGCUCAGCCCGCAUUUCUGAAGAGCCAAUUGAUUUGCAUCAGCGAAAUCUAAACGGUGCGCUACAUCAGCAAAUCCAGCCAAUGGGAACCCCUGGAGGUCAACCUACACUGCCUCGUAUGCCGAACUCACAGCAGCAGGCUCCAGUUGCUUCUACGACCUCUAGAGAGUCAACUCCAAGGCCAACUGCCGAUGCAGACCGCCGUGCAAGUGUGAUCUUGGGUCCCGACCCUGAAGAUCGUCUACGUCGCCGCACUACUCAGCCAAUUGAGACCCUGCCUGGACAGCACCCGGAGGAUAAGUCACUCAUCGUAAACCGCCCAGUAGUAGCACAGGCGCAGGGCCAGGAACGAUCUAUGGUCCAGCAGAAAGUGACACCUCCUAGCCAGAUCGCGUAUCUACCAGAGGAUAUACACCAGCUGCCGUUUCAACGCCAACCGCCUCCCAUUCAAAGGCAGCCGACUUUUAAUACGGUGCCAGGUCAACAGCACCAGGGAGUGUACCAGACGCCUCCCAUCCAGCAUCUGCAGAACUCUCAGGCGCAGCAGCAGCAGAUGUAUAUGAACCAACAGCAACAGCAACAAAUGUACACGCCUCCCCCAAUGCAUUCUCAAGGAUUCCAGCAGGUGCAUCGGGUCCAGUCUCCAGCCAUGUCGCAGCAGACCUCGUCACCACCCCCCACUGCUUCAGCAGUCGCACCCGCGCCAGCCAAAGCCAAGAAGGGCCUCUUCAGCUCACUCCUCGGUGGGCGCCGAAGCUCCGCCAUGGCAGACAACUCAUCAAACAACAACCAGCAAGCCCCUCCCGCGCAGCAAACCCCCCCACCACAAAACUACAACAUUGCACCCAUGGGCCAACAACCACUGCAACAGCAAUACUACGCCACCCCUCCCAUCCCCGGCGCCUACGCCCUCGUCCGCGGCGAAGGCACCCUCGCCCCACCGGGUACGACCCCCGGGGCCUCAACCAGCCCCAACCCGGCCCCGCGCGCGCGCGCCUCCCCCUCACAUGAUCGAAGAGUACCCUGGCCGUCCCAACGCGCCCGCCAUGAACUACUCCUCCAAAUGGGCCGCUCAAGACGCCGCCGUCCAAGCCGCGCUCCAAGCCAAAAAGGACGAGGAGUGGAACCCCCCCGCCUCCGUCCCAUUCCUCAGCCCCGAGAAAACAGCUCGCCGCCGUCUAAGCAGCGAGGAUCUACUCGCGCGCUCCCCGGCAAGAGGACAGUUCGGACAGCAGGCCCCGUAUCAGUUGCGCUUGCCGGGUGAGGAGGAGAUGAAGCGCGAGAGGGGCAGGCAGGCGGCUGAGGCGCUUAGAGAGGCGGAGGAUGCGAGGAUUGCGGCGGAGGUAGUGAUGCGUGCUGAGGCGGUGAUGCGUGCUGAGGCGGCGGGGGUGGUUAUGCCGCCGACGAGGGAGAAUACAUUUAUUGCCCCUGCGCCGCCGUCGAAGAGCGUGCCCCCCGCUAGCGCGGAGAGUAGGGUGAAAUCCCAGGCGCAGAGUCAGUCGCCUAGUCCGAUGCCGAAGGCUACAGAUAAUGGGCGUAUGAAUGCAGGUACACCGCCGGUGGUGGCGGGGCCGCAGAAGCCGUUGGAGAGGAGUGAUACGAUUACGAGUGCGGUUAGUAAGAUGUCGAGUAGUGACCGUGGAAGCCCGGCUGUUGGCGCGCCCGGUGCGGCUGCGGCGGCCGCGGCGGCGGCGGCGACGGAGAGGAGGGUGUCGAGGAUUAUGCCUGAUCAUGAGGAGAAGAUCUAUGAUGACUCGCGUGAGGGGAUGAUAGUAGUUGAGGACGCGACGGUGAGGAGGGUAAAUGGCACGAUGGUUGGGGGUGUUCUUCAGGAGGAGGAGGAGGAGGGACCGAAGGUGAAGAUGAGCGCUACGAGUUUCCCGGGGGAUGAGUGGAGGCCGUGGAUCGAGGAGGGCCUAUAAAAAUCGCCGCUGUGUAGCUUUGUUUUCAUAGUUUUGUUUUUUUUGGGUCUUUUUUGGGGGGGUUCUACUUUAGCCAUUCGGGUUCUUUGCUCCUUUGCGACAGAGCGGAUGUAUAUACCCUGUAGAUUUGUAAUACAGCGCGCGAGGGCGUGAAGCGAUACCCAUUUUUCAUACGUUCAUACAUAAUUAGAGAGGCCUGGAAGCCAAGAAAUGGAUG